AUGCCUUCCCCUCGCUCUGCGGCCGCCACUGCUCCCAACGCCUCUCCCGGCCGGCGGCUCCGCUGCUUUAAGCGGCCGAGCAGCGCCCCGGGGCUGCCGCAGACACAGCGCCGCGCCCCGCCCCCGCCGCAGCGCCAGGUGACGGUGCCUCCGGUCCCUCCGCCCGAUCCCGCUCUGCCCAGGCAAGAGCGCGGUCGCUUCCUCGGCUGGCGCGGCGGGAGGGAUGCGGGGGGGAAAAAACCGGCGGCGCCGCGCAGGCUCCGCCCGCUCCCGGCUGCGGCGGAGGGGGCGGCGGGAGCGCGUCCCCGGCCGGGCGGCGGCGGCUCCUCCCGCCCGCACUAUGGCGGCCCCGCCGCAUCCGCCCCGCGGCGGCGCUGGGAGGGGCAGGGGGGCCGCGCCGCGAUCCCGCCCGGCACAGCCCCGCCGGCCGCCGCCACGUCUCGCGAGAGGAGCGUGGGGGCGCUCGGAGCCGCGCGGUGCCUCACAGAGCCCGGACCCCUCGGGAGCCCCCGAGACCCCUCAGACACUCCCUGGUCUCUCACACACCCCCGGAGCGUUCACACACAGCCCCGGACUUCCCAUGCACACGCCCAGAUCCCCUCAGACACCCCCGGACCUCCCAUGCACACCCCCAGAUCCCCUCAGACCCCCCCGGACCUCCCAUGCACACCCCCGGAUCCCCUCAGACACCGCCUUAACGUUCACACACGGCCCCACCUCUCAUGCACACCCCCGGAGCCCUCACGCAUCCCGGACCUCUCAUACACACGCCUAGAGCCUUUCGGUUCUCUUUGCAGUCCCACACACGCCCGGAUCCCCUCAGUUCCCUCUGCAGUCCCUUACACACACCGCCGGUCUCUUAAUACACACCCCCAGAUCUCCUCAGAACCCCCUUGA
Molecule: messenger RNA, 897 nt
Organism: Haemorhous mexicanus (house finch)
Lineage: Eukaryota; Metazoa; Chordata; Aves; Passeriformes; Fringillidae
Product: nascent polypeptide-associated complex subunit alpha, muscle-specific form-like
Exons: 1
Coding region: 1-897 (298 amino acids)
Source: RefSeq, a predicted model, not a curated record